AAUGGAAAACACGAGGAGAUACUUAAAGCAGAUCCUUAUCUUUAUCCUGGGAACAGUGGCAUUGUUCCUCAUCUAUGAAAACUUUGAGAUUGGGUGCUGGAAUAUUGUAGCUCUCGGAACAACAUCAGCAGCAGCAGCAGAACACCCAUGGGAGGAUCCUGGGCCGUAUCAUGUGGCCUAUCCACGAAACUACAAAGUCAUCAUGGAUGACACACCGAGCUGUAAAACCACGACUCCUUUCCUGAUCCUGAUGGUUCCAGUUGCACCCGGGGAUGUGGCAGCUCGGGACACCAUCCGGAAAACAUGGGGAGGUGAGAAACAGGUUCUGGGUAAGCUGGUCAAGACCCUCUUCAUACUGGGCCUACCAGGUGGAGCUGAUGCUCAGCAGCAGCAGGAGAAGCUUAGACAGGAGAGCCAGCAGCACCACGACCUGAUCCAGAGCAACUUCCAAGACAGUUAUCGCAACUUGACGAUCAAGACUAUGGUCAUGCUGGAGUGGCUCGUUGCACACUGUGUUAACGCUUCUUAUGUCAUCAAGGUUGAUUCAGAUGUGUUACUCCAUGUCCGAAAUUUGGUCAAACUAUUGCUAGAUCCCAGUACAGCCAAACAAAACUACAUCACAGGUGUGGUGUGGUGGCACAGCCCAGUUUUAAGAAACCCAUUCAACAAGUUCUACAUGCCAAGAGACGUGAUCGCUGAGGCGGAGUACCCUCCGUAUCCUCUGGGCAUGGCCUAUGUCAUGUCCCUGGACCUGCCUGGGAAGAUCCUUGGAGUCUCAAGUCAGAUUAAACCCAUCUACAUUGAAGACGCCUACCUGGGUAUGUGCCUGAAGCGCCUGGGUAUUCCCCCAACAGACCCUCCUGAACAGACGUUGUUUAUUGUCGACCCCAGCCACCCUCUGAGCAGUUGCAGCCUUUCAAAAGUGAUCGCCACGACCACAACAAGUGCCUCACAGAUGAUUAGUUAUUGGGAGAGGAGCAGACAGCCAGAAGCUAAAUGCUGAACUUCAUAAGGUUUACCAAGGUGUUUGGGGGCUGGAUAAGGUAGUGAGGCGACCCUUUGGUCAUGGGAAUGUUUCUAAAUCAGACAAACAAAUGUGUUUACUCUGGGUUUGCAGACAAUGUGGAACCACCUUGUUUUUUGUUUGGACAGAAAAAUAUCAUUGUAUUAAAGACAUUUAAGAAUGUACUUCUGAGUUAAACUCUGAGCUGUAUCAGCUCUCACACAGAUCAAAACAUAGAUGAGGGGGUUUCAGUUUGUCAUUUUCAGUGUUCUUUUCAGAUACUGUGUCUUAAACUAAGUCUUUCCCUGCUUUG
Monopterus albus (swamp eel) is the source of this 1316-nucleotide messenger RNA. Its product is annotated as beta-1,3-galactosyltransferase 2-like. The transcript has a single exon. Bases 2 to 1003 code for a protein of 333 amino acids. Gene Ontology annotation, molecular function: N-acetyl-beta-D-glucosaminide beta-(1,3)-galactosyltransferase activity. Gene Ontology annotation, cellular component: Golgi membrane. Lineage: Eukaryota; Metazoa; Chordata; Actinopteri; Synbranchiformes; Synbranchidae. Gene Ontology annotation, biological process: protein O-linked glycosylation. The record is from RefSeq and is a predicted model, not a curated record.